AUGGCUGUUUUCUUGUACAGAUUUUACUCUCUGCUAUCCCUAGUAUCUGCCUCGGCAGUAGUUGACUUGGGCUAUACUAGCUAUGAGGGUCGCACACUAUCGAACGGUGUCACACAGUGGCUUGGUAUGCGUUUUGCUGCUCCUCCGGUAGGAAAUUUGCGGUUUGCAGCGCCGCAAGAUCCUUUAUCUGUAGGAGAAAUCCAGCAAGCGACUCAGCAUGGAAGCAUAUGUAUCCCAACCGCAGGAAGUGAAGGCCAGGCAGUUCCAGCAGGCACCUCGGAGGAUUGUUUGUUUCUUGACGUCUUUGCUCCCACAUCAGCAGUUGGCUCAAAAAAGCUGCCUGUCUUCUUUUGGAUUCAGGGAGGGGGCUUUGCAGCCAAUACAAAUGCCAAUUACAAUGGAAGUGGUCUGAUCGAAGCAUCCGGAAACAACAUGGUGGUUGUCACUUUCAACUACCGGGUCGGUCCUUAUGGCUUCCUCGCCGGAGACGAGGUUGAAAAAGGAGCGAGUCUGAACAAUGGAUUGAAGGACCAACGCAAAGCACUAAAAUGGGUCCAACGGCACAUCAGCAAAUUUGGUGGAGACCCAAACCAUGUUGUUAUUGGCGGCGAUAGUGCAGGUGCUGCCUCGAUAACACUCAUGCUGUCAGCAUAUGGCGGCAGAGACGAGGGUCUCUUCGUUGCAGCAGCAGCAGAGUCACAGAGCUUUGGCACAAUGCUCAAUGUCACCGAAAGCCAGUUUGCCUAUGAUGCGCUAGUUUCAGCCACUGCAUGUGGCGGCAAUAAUACUCUGGCAUGUCUGCGUAACCUAGAUGUCAAUGCUCUACAGCGAAAGAACGUGAACAGACCCUACCCAGGAGGAAAGGGCAAGCCACUGUACCUCUAUGGCCCCACAAUUGACGAAGACCUCGUGCCAGACCACACAUUGGCUCUCUUCCACGAAGGCAAAUUCAUCAAAGUACCAGUGAUCUUUGGCGACGACACGAACGAAGGCACCAUAUUUGUCCCAAAGAACGUUGCCAGCGUUGCCGACGCCGAUACUUUCAUUCAGAAACAGUUCCCGUUCAUGACACAAAGUCAGAUGAACAAGAUCAACAGUAUGUACUUGACUGCCAAUCAGACCGAGACCUUUCCUGGUGCUGGAGCCUACUGGCGACCCGCAAGCACGGCCUAUGGCGAAAUCCGCUACAUCUGUCCUGGGAUCGACAUGUCAUCCGUCUAUGCGGCUGCAGGUGUUCCAAGCUGGAACUACCAUUUUGCAGUACAAGACCCGGCCGACGAGGCCUCGGGAAUGGGCGUUACUCAUACAGUUGAAGUGAGUACCAUUUGGGGUCCGUCCAAUACCGGAGGUGCCCCAGCUUCAUACUACAACACCAAUGCAGCCAUCAUACCUGUCAUGCAGGCGUACUGGGCAAGCUUCAUUGUGCACUUGGAUCCGAACGUCAAGCGUCUCGCUUCGAGUCCGCGAUGGCAGACUUGGGGAAAGGGUGGCGAUGCAUACCGACGGAUCUUCAUCCGUACGGGGGAGACGAGGAUGGAAACCGUGCCACAGGAACAAAGGACACGGUGUGAAUAUCUGUCUAGUAUUGGUGUCGACUUACAUCAGUAG
Molecule: messenger RNA, 1608 nt
Organism: Penicillium bovifimosum
Lineage: Eukaryota; Fungi; Ascomycota; Eurotiomycetes; Eurotiales; Aspergillaceae
Exons: 3
Coding region: 1-1608 (535 amino acids)
Source: RefSeq, a predicted model, not a curated record